Molecule: messenger RNA, 960 nt
Organism: Suillus bovinus
Lineage: Eukaryota; Fungi; Basidiomycota; Agaricomycetes; Boletales; Suillaceae
Product: clathrin coat assembly protein ap17
Exons: 7
Coding region: 115-546 (143 amino acids)
Biological process (GO): protein transport; clathrin-dependent endocytosis
Cellular component (GO): AP-2 adaptor complex; intracellular membrane-bounded organelle
Molecular function (GO): clathrin-cargo adaptor activity
Source: RefSeq, a predicted model, not a curated record
UGCAAAGAUCGUGGUCAAGUUGAAGCCACGUGACUUUUCGCGGCGUUGUUUGGCAAAAGCCUCUGAAGUAAACAAAGGAUGUAAGAUCGAGAGUUCCUCGGCAAAUGAGCCACCAUGAUCAGGUUCAUCCUUGUGCAGAACCGUCAAGGGAAGACACGGUUGUCGAAGUGGUAUGUUCCGUACGACGACGAUGAGAAGGUCAGACUCCGAGGUGAAGUGCACAGACUAGUUGCUCCGCGCGACCAGAAACAUCAGUCGAACUUUGUUGAGUUCAAGAAUUACAAGAUCGUGUACAGGCGCUAUGCCGGUCUCUUCUUUUGCGUAUGUGUCGACGCUAACGACAAUGAGCUGGCAUAUCUUGAGGCUAUCCACCUCUUUGUCGAGAUUCUUGACUCAUUUUUCGACAAUGUAUGCGAGCUGGAUCUUGUCUUCAAUUUCUACAAAGUGUACGCCAUCUUAGACGAGAUAUUUUUGGCGGGAGAGAUUGAGGAAACCAGCAAGGAUGUGGUGUUAUCGAGAUUAGAGGAGCUUGAGAAGCUUGAAUGAUAUGAUGUGUGCUGUUAUUUCUCUCUCUAGCAUCUUGUGAUAAGCUCUAUAGUAAUUAGGAUAUUUUCACCUUGUGACUUACCUUGCUCUACGUGAAUGGAUUUACUAUUUUCAAUACCUAGGCAGGGUUCAUCUUGCACCCCCUUGCACAUACAUCAGCUUCUUUCGAACGGUGCAUCAAGGGCUUGCCGAGCGUGCGGUUCAAAUGUGCUUUUCACCCAUAUCCAUGGAUUAUUACGAUACCUAUUAUUCUCCAUCACAGUGAAGGUGUGUGCACUUGUUGUGUCCAUCACCAAGACCUCAUUUUUUUCAUGAUAGCAGCGAAUCGAGUGGUCUUAUCACGAUGACAAAAUAUGUUCUGAUUUUCCGUUGGAGGAGCCGUCCUAUGGGUUCUUGAUAAGGUACUGUUGCCUU